GCAUCUCAUUAAGGCGAGUGUGUUCCUCUCGCCCUGUCAAUAAUCUCCGCUCCCAGACUACUCCGUUCCUCCGGAUUUCGAUCCCCCUUUUUCUAUCUGUCAAUCAGCGCCGCCUUUGAACUGAAAAGCUCAGUCUAACUUCAACUCACUCAAAUCCGAGCGGCACGAGCUCCUUCGGUGUCUUCGGCUUCCCCCCCCUCUGCUCUUAUAUCUGACUUGUUGUUGUUGUUUUUUUUUUAACCCCCCUUUUUUAUUUAUUAUUUUUUUGCAACAUUGAUCGGAUCCUUGGGAACGAGAGAAAAAAGAAACCCAAACUCACGCGUGCAGAAGAUCUCCCCCUUCCUCUCCCCUCCUCCCUCUUUUCCCCUCCCCAGGAGAGAAAGACCCCAAAGCAGGAAAAAAAAGUUAACCUUGGACUGGUGUUUUUCUUGCAAUAUUUUUUUUGGGGGGGCUCGCAAACUUUUUUUUUUUUUUUUUUGCUUUUCUUCCUCCUUCAUUUUUCUUCCAAAAUUGCUGCUGGUGGGUGAAAAAAAAUGCCGCAGCUGAACGGCGGUGGAGGAGAUGACCUAGGCGCUAACGACGAGCUGAUCUCCUUCAAAGACGAGGGCGAGCAGGAGGAGAAGAACUCGGAAAACUCCUCGGCGGAGAGGGAUUUAGCCGAUGUCAAGUCGUCUCUGGUCAAUGAAUCAGAGACGAAUCAAAACAGCUCCUCCGAUUCCGAGGCGGAAAGACGGCCUCCGCCUCGCUCCGAAAGUUUCCGAGACAAAUCCCGGGAAAGUUUGGAAGAAGCGGCCAAGAGGCAAGAUGGAGGGCUCUUUAAGGGGCCACCGUAUCCCGGCUACCCCUUCAUCAUGAUCCCCGACCUGACGAGCCCCUACCUCCCCAACGGAUCGCUCUCGCCCACCGCCCGAACCCUCCAAUUUCAGUCCGGCAGUGCUCAUUACUCUGCGUACAAAACGAUUGAACACCAGAUUGCAAUUCAGUAUCUUCAGAUGAAAUGGCCACUGCUCGAUGUCCAAGCAGGAAGCCUCCAGAGCAGACAAGCCCUCAAGGAUGCCCGCUCACCGUCGCCGGCACACAUCGUUUCGAACAAAGUGCCGGUGGUGCAGCACCCUCACCAUGUCCACCCACUCACGCCUCUCAUCACCUACAGCAACGAACACUUCACCCCGGGAAACCCACCCCCACACUUACCAGCUGACGUGGACCCCAAAACAGGAAUCCCACGGCCUCCGCACCCUCCAGAUAUCUCUCCAUACUACCCGUUGUCGCCCGGCACCGUAGGACAAAUCCCCCAUCCGCUAGGAUGGUUAGUACCACAGCAAGGUCAGCCCGUGUACCCAAUCACGACAGGAGGAUUCAGACACCCCUACCCCACAGCCCUGACCGUCAACGCUUCUAUGUCUAGCUUUCUGUCUUCUAGGUUCCCUCCCCACAUGGUCCCUCCCCAUCAUACUCUCCACACGACCGGCAUCCCCCAUCCGGCCAUCGUCACACCAACAGUCAAGCAGGAAUCCUCCCAGAGUGACGUCGGCUCACUCCAUAGCUCAAAACAUCAGGACUCCAAAAAGGAAGAGGAAAAGAAAAAGCCUCAUAUAAAGAAGCCCCUUAACGCAUUCAUGUUGUAUAUGAAGGAGAUGAGAGCGAAGGUGGUGGCUGAGUGCACCCUGAAGGAGAGUGCCGCCAUUAACCAGAUCCUUGGCCGCAGGUGGCAUGCCCUGUCCAGGGAAGAGCAGGCCAAGUACUAUGAGCUGGCCCGGAAGGAACGACAGCUUCACAUGCAGCUGUACCCUGGCUGGUCUGCGCGGGACAACUAUGGGAAGAAGAAGAAGAGGAAAAGGGACAAGCAGCCCGGUGAGACCAAUGAACACAGCGAAUGUUUCCUAAAUCCUUGCCUUUCACUUCCUCCGAUCACAGACCUGAGCGCUCCUAAGAAAUGCCGAGCGCGCUUUGGCCUUGAUCAACAGAGUAACUGGUGCGGCCCCUGCAGGAGAAAAAAAAAGUGCGUUCGCUACAUACAAGGUGAAGGCAGCUGCCUCAGCCCACCCUCUUCAGACGGAAGCUUACUAGAGUCGCCGCCCCCGUCCCCACAUUUGCUAGGCUCCCCUCCCCGAGACGCCAAGUCACAGACUGAGCAGACACAGCCACUCUCGCUGUCCCUGAAGCCUGACCCUCUGGCCCACCUGUCCAUGAUGCCACCGCCAUCUGCACUCCUGUUGGCUGAAGCUGCCCACGGCAAGGCCUCCACCCUCUGUCCCAAUGGGGCCCUGGACCUGCCACCUGCCGCCCUGCAGCCACCCGUGGCCCCGUCCUCGUCUCUCGCACAGCCGUCAACAUCUUCCUUACAUUCCCACAACUCUUUGGCUGGGAGCCAGCCCCAACCUCUGUCUCUGGUGACCAAGUCUUUAGAGUAGCUACACCUCGUCCACCAUCGCACCUGCUUGAUGGAAGUGUUCCCUUCCGGUUCUUGAUUUGUUCUCCCCCCCCCACCCCCUUGGAAAGCGUUUGUUAGUGCCCUUAAUUUUGUGCCACUGUGGCUACGUGAGUUGAUGUUUAUCGAGUUCAUUGGUCAAUAUUUGACCCAUCCUUAUUUCAACUUCUCCUUUUAAAUAUGUAGAUGAGAGAAACCUCAUGAUUCUACCAAAAUUUUUAUCAACAGCUGUUUAAAGUCUUUGUAGGGUUUAAAAAUAUAUAUAUAUAUACAUAACUGUUAUGUAGUUUGGAUAGCUUAGUUUAAAAAGACUGAUGAAGAAGGAAAGAAGAGAGAGAGAGAGAAGCAGUUUUGAAGCAUCCUGCAAGAAGGAGUUGGUUCUGUAUUAUUUGUAUUAAAUACGAGCUUGCGAACCAAUCACUCUACACCCUGGUUUUUCAACCAUGAGGGCACAAUGAAUGCGUGCCAUUUCUUCCUUUCUUUUUCUUUCUUUCUCUUUGUUUUUUUUUUUUUUUCCCGUGUGAAACAACUUUUAUUGUGACGUUACUUGUUAUUGUUUAAAUGUACAGAAACAGAGGGUUAAAAUGUGUUAAUAUACCUUGUUCCAUGGUGUUGUUCUUCUGGGGGGGGGAGGGGGACGCUACUCAACAAUGAAUGGAAUCAACCCUGUUGGACCAGUAGUAUUUAUUGCUUUAGAGGUUGCUUGUUGUACCUGUACGUCCGUCCCUUUUUAAAUAUGUUUUCCUUUUCUUUCAAAACUGUAUAAAGUCCCCCCUCCCCUUAGCAUAAGCAUCUUAUAUAUAACAACUCAUUUGUACAAGGUUUUUAAGUUUAUAUAUAAAAUGUGUAUAUAUUUUUUUUGUUUCCUUUUUUUUUUUUUUUUUUUUUUGACUUUUGUUUGUUUGUUUGUUUCUGUAUAAAACCCGGACACCACCAAAAGGACAUUAAUAGUUACAUUAAGGGUCAGUAGCAUUAACAAGGGUUGCUUUAAAAGCCAUUAUGUAAAACAAGACUUGAACAUUAGUGAGAGAAUCUUCGCAGCUGUCUGAGCAGCUCUGGGAACCGCCCUGUUUCCCCGACCUCCUAGUCAAUUGCCCUGUGCUCUUAGAACAUGGACUGACCGUGUGCAAAGCUUUUAUGUGCCAAAAUUCUCAGUGGCUUUAGCUUCCUCCCUCUUUUUUGAUGCUGUACUUUCUGUUCGCCAUGUUUUGCUGUGAUGUUACAUAGAUAGACUUGUGUGUAGUUUUAAUGUCACCUAUAACAAAAUGUGUUUGGUAGCAGACCGUCCAGAAAGCAUUUUAAACGAAGAGGUCUAAACCCUUAAGGGCCAAAAAUUCUGUAUAUUAGAUUACUCUUAAAUGAAAAAAGAAAAAAGAAAAAAAAAAAAAACCCAGCUGCCGCUUUUAUGUAUACAUGUUACAUACAAGUAGGCGGUGAACUUUACAAACAAGAAAACCCAGGCAUGCUGAUGUUGUAAAAUGCUGUAUAAAGCUGAGAUCUGUCCCUUCAGUGCCAUCGUAGUUGACAUGAGGCGAUUGUAAAACUGUCUCUGGUUUUCUCUGGUUUCUUAAAAUGCUAACUAUAACAUUUUUCUGUGAAUACUCUGAAUGUUUCCUAACAGUUGUGAUGUUACUGUUCUGUUUUAUGCUUAUCCCAAGUUCAUUUUGAAUGGUUUGGAAGCCAUUUUUGUAAUGAAUAAAUGUCCAUGCUGUACAGUAUCUGUAGCAUGCCGUUCUGGAUGAAUAAAGCGACGUAGUAUGUGCAGAGAAA
Phodopus roborovskii (desert hamster) is the source of this 4201-nucleotide messenger RNA. RefSeq names its product transcription factor 7 like 2 (gene Tcf7l2). Lineage: Eukaryota; Metazoa; Chordata; Mammalia; Rodentia; Cricetidae. Gene Ontology annotation, cellular component: beta-catenin-TCF complex; catenin-TCF7L2 complex. Gene Ontology annotation, biological process: canonical Wnt signaling pathway; regulation of transcription by RNA polymerase II. Bases 534 to 2414 code for a protein of 626 amino acids. Gene Ontology annotation, molecular function: RNA polymerase II cis-regulatory region sequence-specific DNA binding; DNA-binding transcription factor activity, RNA polymerase II-specific. The transcript has 15 exons. The record is from RefSeq and is a predicted model, not a curated record.